UGGAGACACGAAUCGAAGAGUAAUAAACGGGUGCGGUGAUGAAAUAUAGCUCGAACGCGUCUCGGAUCCAGUCGCGUGGCGGCAAACGCAAAAAAGUUGUGUUGUUCUCACCUUUGAUCAUCACCAGCAGCACGGCGGCGACACGUCCAUGAUGGCGUCGACACUCGACGUCAGGAAGGUGAUGCUGUCGAUCCUCAAAUCGAUGUACCAGGACAGUCGAGAGCGCAGGAGCACCUCUGCGCAGAUCUACCGACGGGCAUAUCGCGCCCUCCAGGCUUGCCCUCUUCCUCUGCAGCACCCUGCAGAGACUGUGCAGCUCGACGGCUUCGGCGAGACUCUGGCGACCGAGCUUGAGAGAAGACUUGGAAUCUAUUGUAGAGAGAACGGGAAGACGAUGCCAAAGCGCUCCGAGAUUGCCUCUUCGUCCAGAGAUGGCGUUACAUCGACUGCUUCUUCUUCCUCAUCCACAUCAGAAGAGGACGAUGUCAGACCCAAGAAAAGGGCAGCAAAGGCGAUCAAAAGGCCAGCCACCGUGCCUGCGGCCAAGUCCAAAGCCAAGCAGUUUGUUCCUCAGCAUCGGAGUGGCAGCCACGGCAUCCUAGUCUCGCUGUAUUCUCUAACCGAAUGCGCGCCAGACAGCGUUCCUGUUUGCGAUGUGGUCAGCUAUUCUAAAGCGACUAUCAUUGAGCACGCACAACCGUAUAGCGAUGCCAAGUACAUUCCCAAGCCGAUGCCGCCAGGCGUGAACAGGGGACAUUCGUUCACGUUCAGCUCAGCAUGGAGCAGCAUGAAGACGCUCGUUAAUCGAGGCUACGUCUAUCGCAAGGGGAAUCCAGCCAAGUUCUCCCUAAGUCUAGAGGGCUGGGAGGUAGCGUCCACCUGUGCAGCAAAAGAUGGCGUACUGGCGGGCAGCAAGAUUGUCCAGGGAGCUGCGUCGCAAGUCACGUCCGACCAAGAUAGCGACAGCGCGGGCGAAGAGACAGAGCGAGAACCCGUCUCAAGACGAGAGGAAGUCGGAAGAAGGAGCAAAGCCAAAGCGUCGUCUAGUGAAGCUCAAAUCUUGCCCAAGAAGCGUGGUCAUCGCAAGGAGAGGGACGCUUCGGCGUCGAGUCGUGAUCAGGGACGAAGUACAGAAACGGGUUCUUUCCUCUACAUGUACUUGCGAGAUGGACAGGCACCAGGACAGACCAUGGAGAGGUCAGAAGCAAGUGUCCGACUCAGCGACGACGAUUACACGAUGACGUAUCGGAUCACCUUCGAGGAAAGUCUCUUGAACCAUCCCUUUGUCAAAGCUUGCGUCAACGAUGUCGUCGCUCUCGGUUGCGUCAGCCAUAGAAAGUUGCUUGCUGGAUACGUCCGUGCGUCCUCAAGCAAUGAAAGAGCUCCUGGCUUCGGCCAGAUGAUCCCAGCACCCCAAAGAGCGACAGCCGCGGCGUCUCGUUUAAGGUCACCCUCUCCGCUUUUAGGACCACGACCAACUGCCACUGUCGCCCAUGGUGCACACACGUCUUCUCAAUCACCGCCUAGGAAUACAGCCUCGAUUGCGAGUAGCUUGCCAGACCCAUCGACGAAAGCUUACGAGAAGAAGAGGAAAAAUGAAGGACUGCUCUCGGAGAAGAGCAAUUUCGAAAGCACUGAGGCCACAUGCCAAUCUGCCCGAUCACGAAAGCGAUCCGGCAAGGCCAUAGUCUCAGGCGUGGCUGAUGGAAAUAUCAUCGAGAUCGUGACCUCUUCUGACAUCGAGAACAAUCUGUCGCAGCCGACAGAAUUUCUAGGAAGGGCGAAGGGUACCAUUGUUGACCUCGACUCGUCUGACGACUCUUCCGACUCAUCACUGGGCGAUAUCUACGAAUAUCUUUCAAGCUCGCAACAGCAAGACGCAGCAAAACGCAUAAAGACUUAAUCGUCAACAUUUGAGCUACCAUUGACAGGAGAGGAAGAGCGUAAGCAAUAACAUCUUGCAUGUAGAGUACUGUACC
This is a messenger RNA of Acaromyces ingoldii, 1979 nucleotides long. RefSeq lists its product as hypothetical. Gene Ontology annotation, biological process: double-strand break repair via break-induced replication; resolution of meiotic recombination intermediates; mitotic intra-S DNA damage checkpoint signaling. The transcript has 2 exons. Gene Ontology annotation, cellular component: nucleus; Holliday junction resolvase complex. NCBI's taxonomy places the organism in Eukaryota, Fungi, Basidiomycota, Exobasidiomycetes, Exobasidiales, Cryptobasidiaceae. The record is from RefSeq and is a predicted model, not a curated record. Bases 149 to 1903 code for a protein of 584 amino acids. Gene Ontology annotation, molecular function: 3'-flap endonuclease activity; crossover junction DNA endonuclease activity.